AUGGAGUGUCUCGAAACCAUUCACUUCUUUGUGGACACCUCCCAAAAAAUGCGCACGAACACCGCCGAUGGACAGAAUCCGCACAAGAAAACGAUGGCAUUUCUGCACCACUUCUGCAAAAGAAGCGAUUCUCAGCCAGGCUACUCCGACAGAGUCCGCAUUGUGAGUUUACCGCCCAUUUUGCGGAAAACUUGCACAAAACACUUUUUUCAGCAUUUCGGCAAUGAGAUCGUCUCUCUGGAGCAAGGAAAAUCGUUAGAAAAACUCCGCAAGUUUGCAAAGAGCUCGUCAUUGCGCCCGGUGUUCGCCGCCAGCAUGGCCUACUGGAAGAGAGUCGUCGAGGAAGAAUCAAGCAGAAUCGUCACAUAUUUCGUGCUCACAACGAAUGUGGAACGAGCAGUGAGUAUAUUUCAUCAAUCAGCAAAUCUAUUGGUAAUCUUAGAUGCUGAAAAUGUUUGGAGAGAAGAAAGACAACGUGUUUUUCAUGGAUUUUUCCGGAGCACCCGUCAAAAAGUCAAUUCAAAAACUGGUCGAAGUUGUGCAGACGAAGGAUUUGAGGAAAACUGCCGAUAAGAUUCACAAGUUCCUCAUCGAUCAGUACCUCACAAAGGUCGACUACGGAAUCUCAUUCAACGCCGAAUGCAUAGACUUUCCGAAGAACAGAAGGAAUCUGAUUAGCUUGGAGAGCAUCACAGUCGUUGCAUCGACUACUGUUGAGCCACUGGAAACCUUGCCAAUUCUCUCGAAAAGCUUUCUCAUGCCAAUUGACGACGUCUACAAACGCAAAAAUGGUAAUGGUAACUGGAAUGACUGAAUUGGUAAUGAAUACUUUCAGGCAAUCUCGGCAAUGUCGAGGCAUACUGCGCGCUCAAGCAGAUUCUUGGCGAGGAGAUGGAUGCUUCGGAUGAGGAAACAGAUAGCUCCAAAACGACCGAAUCGACUUCCGCGUCGAACAACGUUUCCACCAACAACGCCUCGACCAGUUUGUCUGAAACCAGUGAAGGCACGACCUCAACUGUGACCAGCUCUGAGAAUUCUGAGGUGGCCAAGCCAGAAGCCAGUGCUCAAGAGCAGUCCGCAAUCACAUCAAUAGAGAACAUGGAGUCAGUGAAAACUGAAGAAGCAGUCAUCGACGGCGCACAGGAAAAGGUUGUGGAAUCAAUCAAAUCCGACGAACCCAUUUCUGAUCAGUCCGAGGGAGAGUCUUCCGAGGUUUCCAAAGCCGGAAAAGUCGAGGAUUCAUUGGAAGGAAAAUCAGAAAAGAAGGCUGCUGAUCAUGUGACUGACGCCAACGAACAAGUGGGUGAAGAAAGCACAACGGGAGAGGUUGAUCAGAAAACUAGUGAGAACGCUGAUGAGCCUAGGGAUUACGAUGCCGCCGGAACCUCCAAACCUGUUGCCGAUGAGCAGUCUGAAGGAGACGUUGUCACGAAACCCGAUGAUUCAGCGGCUGAGGUUUGCGAUCCAAAAGACGUAGAGCUCACGAAGCCGGAGAAAAACGUGGUGGCAGAUGAGGCCGAGGAAAAGGAUGAGUACGUGGCUGAGGAACCAGUUGAACCAAAGACCACUCCGAAACGUUCUGGCAGAACGUCGAGAACACUCAAACGAGUGAUGAUUGACGAUGAUGAGAGCGACGAGGAGUACACUCCGAUCAAGAAGCGAAGCGCCAAGAAGAACUCGAAGACACCUACAAAAAGUCCGAGACGCAUCAAACAGGAAACUCCAAAGAAAGAAGCAUCCAUUCCACGAAGAACCACAAGAAGCUCAGCAAGAGGAAAGAAGGCAAAGCAGGAAGAAGAGGAAGAAGAGCAAGAGGAGGCGGUCAAGGUAGAGCCGAAGGAGGAGCCGAAGGAAAAGGUUAAAGAAGAACUAGGAGAACCUUCUACUUCUGGAACCGUUGCUGGUACUUCUUUCGAAAAUGAUGAGAAAACAGACGGAGAGGACAGGAAGCCAGAGCUGGAAGUGGACGAGGUAAGAUAGAGAGAGGAGUAAUUUGGGUUCAAUGUUUGUUUCCAGGUUUCCGAGGUUCCCGAGACGUUCCUUGUCGCUCGUGCUAUUGAGCGUUACACUGGAAAAGAGAGACCAGUGAUUCUCAGACUCCGAAACCUGUACGAGACGGAGCACAAAUUCCUUGACGAUGAAAUUAUCCAGAAGAUUAUCGAGGAAGCGGAGGCGAAAAAGAAGGAAGAGGAAGCAGCACGUGAUGCAGCCAAGAUCAUCCGAGGACAUCCGUCUCGAUUCGCUCCUGCUCCUGCUAAUCCAGUCUCGUUCUCGUAUGUUCCACCGGUCAUCCCAAUGAUGGAAAUGUUUGAGGACUCUCCGGACAGUCCGCCGGCUCCAGAGUCUCCGGACAUGGCUCCAGUUGUGCCGCAAAACGUGAAGCUUAUUCCGAUUAUUCCAACAACGAUCCCGCUUGAUCCUGUCGUUCCAACCGAGACGGAAUUCGGCAAGGACGUUGAUAUGCGCCAGAUUGGAGAGUCAUCAUCCCAGAAAGACGUCGACUACAGGGUACUGGACACCAAUCUGAAGACCGGAUCCCAAGCUGGCGCAUUACCGCAGUCGAGUGAUUCUCCAGUUGAGAUUCCACUGGAACGAAGCACUUCCGCAAUGGACACUGACUAUCGCAUUCCUCCAAAAAAGACCAGAUGGAGUGAUGGAGAUGUCCCCUCGAACAUCCAACCACUGCAGCAAGCGCCAGUCGAACCACGGAAAGAAGACGCGAAAGAAGAGGGAGAGGUCGAAGAGGAGCCAGCGGAGCCAGCGGAGACAAAAGAGCCGGUGGCGACAAAUGCGGAGAAGGUUGAAGAGCCUGCAGAACGAAGCGCGGAAAAUGCUGCAUCUAUUCCGAAAGCUUCAAUUCCAACCGAAAACGAGGAAAAGGUUAACGAGCCAAAGAACAUUCCGCAGGAUCUGUCCGACGAUUCGUUUGACCCUAACCUGAGUCUCGAAUUAGUCGAUGAAUACAAUUGCACCGACGAUGACGAGAAGCCCGACAGCACCAAGUACAUCGAAGUGGUUGUGGUGAGUUCGAAUGACACGACAGGAAUGUGUAAUUGUUGUAUUUCAGCUCGACAUGACGUGGGAUGCCUUCAAAGACAGAGUCGCUCUUGUCGGUGACGAUGCGACAUUCGCGAAGAUCUCGGAGAGAGAGAGGAAGCUCGUCGGUAGACCGCAGAGCCACGAUUAUACCGAGUGUAAGUGUUAUCUUUCUGAAUAUGAAACAACUUUCUCUGAUUGCAGUGGCCGGUUGGUACACUCCGGAAGCGAUGGUCUUCUACGUCAACAAGCUAUAUCGUGCCCUUCGUAAACUCCGCGAGCGCACCGACAUGUUCCACAAGGAGAUCGAGCACAUGAAGAUGAUGGUGAAAUGCGGACAGAGUGCCGAGUACGCCCGACAGUUUGCUGCUCUUCUCCGUGCGGAGACCGUCUCCAGCGACAUGACCCAUUUGAAAGAUGCGGCCGCUACCGAGUUUGAAAAACUUGCCCACAAGUACAGCCGCCGACAGCUAUAA
This is a messenger RNA of Caenorhabditis sp. 36 PRJEB53466, 3512 nucleotides long. The record is from the annotation of a GenBank genome assembly. Lineage: Eukaryota; Metazoa; Nematoda; Chromadorea; Rhabditida; Rhabditidae.